Molecule: messenger RNA, 2962 nt
Organism: Lonchura striata (white-rumped munia)
Lineage: Eukaryota; Metazoa; Chordata; Aves; Passeriformes; Estrildidae
Gene: KCNRG
Product: potassium channel regulator
Biological process (GO): protein homooligomerization; negative regulation of delayed rectifier potassium channel activity
Cellular component (GO): endoplasmic reticulum
Molecular function (GO): protein binding
Source: RefSeq, a predicted model, not a curated record
GUUGUAUUGACUUGGCCUUAGGUAAGAGUGACUUAAAGGGAACCUUAAGCUUGAGUUCUCUGAAGUGCCCUUCUUUCGGAGCGUACGGUACUGAAAUGUCUUGCCUGAAGCACAUUUAACCUCUUUUUGCAGUGGUUGUAUGAACAGCAGUGUAUGGAAUGAAAAUGUUGAACUGGUAUUUCUAGAAAACAAACAUAAUGUGUGCCAUCCUUUGGGAUUAUUCGUUUGCCUCUCUCAAGGUUUCAUGAAUUUUGACAGUCAAUUCACUGUAUUCCAGUAGUCCUUGCAAGCUGUUCAUUUCAAAAAUAAAACAUUAAAUUCCAAGAAUUCAAAGUCUCCAAGCAACCAAACCUAGCAAACAAAACUAUUGUACAUGAUAUUUACAUCUUUGUUGCCUGGGAAUCCUGUUGCUGCUCCACACCUCACUCCAAACACUUGCUAAAAGCAUGCAAUGGUUUUUGCAGCUGCCUUGCAGUUUAGGAAAGAUCAAGUCACAGACAUGUAGAUCAGAGGGCUACGAUUCCUGAGUGGCUGAGGCAGCCAUGAGUAGUCGAGAGGUGGUCGUUCUGAGUGUGGGAGGUGUGAGAUUUGUAACCUGGGCUUCCACCUUGCAGCAGUUCCCUGAGUCCAGGCUGGCACGGAUGGUGAAUGAUGAUGACCGGGAAUUUAAACUGGUGAAUGGAGAGUUUUUUGUGGACAGAGAUGGAGCUUUGUUUAGUUACAUCAUGGACUUCUUGAGGACUCUCCAGGUGUCCUUACCAACUGAUUUCUCAGACUAUCAGAGGCUGCAGAGAGAAGCAGAAUUCUAUGGACUCUACCCCCUGGCCAACCUCCUGAGCCAAGAACAUUUGCUGAAGCCAAGGCUGGAGAUCUUGGAAGUGCAUUUUUCUCUCCAAGAAAUGCAGGCCUUUUUCCGGAUCUUUGGUUCCUGCAGUACCACCAUUGAGGUACUAGCUGAGCAGAUCACUGUGUUUACAGGGCAGCAGUCAGGACAGGGCUGGAGCAGCCCUUUUCCUUCCCAGAAGCCACUUGUUCCACUUCCUGUGGAAAGACCCUCUCAUCACGAUCUGGUUUUUCUGUGUGGUACUGAGUAUUCUGCUGGUGACCAGUUCGUGGCCAGGUAUGUUUCCAUAAAGCCUGAUAAGAGAAAGCUGAUUAAUGGUACUAACGUGCUAGGUCUGCUGCUUGACACUUUACUCAGAGAUGGAUUUCGCCUCAUAGGCACCAGGACAGUUGCCAGUGAAGAGAAGGUUGAAUGCUACACUUUUGAAAGGAUGAAGAGGGCAGCAGGCCUUGACAUCAUGGCGAACCAAACCUCAGGGAGCUCUGGGGCAGCACAGGCAAAGAGAAGCCAAGUACAGAAAUGGAAAUAAAGGCUUUUCCUUCCAUGUUUUGAAUGUAGAAGAGGGAUGUGUUAGCACUAGUGGUCAUUUCUUUUUUUGUUUUGGCUUGUUUGAAACUGCAGCUAUUGAGGGAAGUAACAAACACAUUUUCUUUCAAGUAUUUAGGGGAAAAAAAAUUGCUUUCUUGCCUUUUACUGUUCUACCUUCUUUAAGUAAAAGAAGCCCAGAUUCAAUACUGGGUUUGUGGACCAUAUUUCAGCAAUUGCAAGAGUUGUUUUUGUUUUAUCUCUGUGCGUAAAAUUAACAUGAGGACUCAUAAAGUAUCAGCCAUCCCUUCCAGAAAAUUGUUUUUAUGUUCUGUGCUGAUCUGCAAGUAGAUUUUAAAAAUGUGGUAAUACAUGAAGAAAUAAUAUCUUGAUGCAGCUAUCAUCCCAACAUUUAGAAGUGGCUGGAGGAGGACUGCAAACCCCAAAAAUUGAUUAGUGCUUCCACUUAAUGACUCUCUUGCAGUUGGCUGAGAGCAGUGUAAGGAGAAAGUCCCGAGCUGUGGUGCUAUGUGGUUUUGUGAAAGCCAUCUCUGAGGUCUGUGAAAUAAUGUAUGACUAUCUCUUGCAGAACACUCCUCUGUCCUCUCCUCCCACUCUGAUGGCAUUAAAAUGCUCUUUGGUUCUGAGAAUUAAAUGAUAAAGAUCUUUGUGAACAGAAGGUCAGUUAAUUUUUAGUGCUUUCACUACAAAAAGGAUGAAAAUGUGAUGAACAGCCCUUCAGAUGAAAGUUUAUACAGUCUCAAACAAAAGAGUGCAAAGGAUUUUUAAGGACUUGUUAAGUACAACACAGUUGGAAGGCUUAGCAGAAGUGGCUUCAAGCCUUGUUAGUCCUGUACAAAGCUUUGUAAAAAUACCAAAAUUAGCUCAGGUACUGAGAGAGGUAAGUUAAUGAAGCUUUAUAAAUUAAGAAUCUUUUGUCCUUCCAUCAAGGCAGGGAAAGAAGAUAGCAGUAACUUCAGAGAUUCAUUAGUUGCAUCUCAGUUUUCUUGCUGGUAAAAUGCCAUCUUCCCAAGGCUUCGAACAGCCCAGGAGAACCACUUUGGGCUUUCUUGGCUGACCAAUUAGUUCUGGCUUUUCAUUAGUUUUAAAAUGUGAAUGCAUUACCUUAUUUGCAGCACUUGAUAAUGGGGGUGGGACUCAGCCAUGUGUUUCUUGCCCUAAGGAGUUUCAGUGAAAUGGAUCUUUCCAGACUGGUGGUGCUACUAUUGGACACCUCUUUUCUUUGGCUACUACUGUGAGGCAUUUCAGCUAGACCCAAGUUCAGAAGCUCAGCAGAAAUAGUGAGGUCCUCUUUGCUUCUAGAGCUGUUUGGUUUGAGAAGAAUAUGAUUGUGAGACUACAUCUCCUAAGCUGCUCACAGGUUAUGUAAUGAAUGCAAGAGUGAAUGCUUCCACUUCAAAUGGGAUUUUUUUGGUCAGUAAUGUCAGUAUGUUCAUAUUUGUCUUGAAGUAAGAUAUUUCUUACGGAGAACCAUCUGAACAACCUCCCCACAGAUGUGGUAGAGUCUCCAUUGUUAGAAAUUUUGAAGAGGAUGCUAAAUGAUUUCAUGGAGGCUCUAUUUCACAUGAAAGG